GGACCUGUGCCGGUCCCAGUGACGAUGGCGGUAUUUCACGACGAGGUGGAGAUCGAGGACUUCCAAUACGACGAGGACUCGGAGACCUACUUCUACCCCUGCCCGUGUGGGGAUAACUUCUGCAUCACCAAGGAAGAUUUGGAGAACGGGGAAGACGUGGCAACGUGCCCUAGCUGCUCUCUCAUUAUAAAAGUGAUUUAUGACAAGGAUCAGUUCACGUGUGGAGAGACAGUCCCAGCCCCUUCCACCAGCAAAGAACUAGUUAAAUGCUGAAGAAGACUUUUAGAUUCUAAAACCUGAACUUGGGGAAUGAGGCAAGCUGGAAAAGUCUAACACAGAGUCACCGGCUUCUUCACAGGGACAAUCAUUUUGUGGUUUGCUGUUCAUGAGAGUCGAUUCUUUCCAUUGGGCGCCAAGUUCAUCUCCUGUUGAAGAAGCAAGUCCACCACAUGACAUACCUGGAUUUUGUGCUUAAACUUUGAACUGGAAGUGUUUGCAUCCAAACAUAAAAGAAGAUAAUUUGAAAUCAGUGCUUUUUUCCCUCGGUUUUAUUUUUAUAUCUUUAUGACUUUGUUAUCUGACCUCAGCAUCAUCUACCUCAAAGCAUUAGUUUUCUUUAACUUAAAGAUUUUUAUUUUGGUCACUUACGAAGAUUUUUAAAAUCAGCCCUUUCUUUGCAGUUUAACAUCAGCUUUGCUGCUGUAAGCUAAAGGAAGUCAGUUGCCUCUGGUCCGUUGGGACUGCACCUUCUAGUCGCUCACCACACUGACCUUCAUCAGGGAUCUGUGUUCUGUUAAAUAUGCCAUUUCAUUAUGCUUCAUAUACUGGGUCCUGGUCGUGGUGCAAAGGAAGAAUAUACUGAGCUCACAAAGUUAGUGAGUUAAGAAGAAAAGUCAAAAAACAAAAUGGUCAAAGAAUAUGGACUUUGCUUAUCAAUAUUCUGUGUUUUCCUUGAAAAUCAGGACAUGAUAAAAAACAGCCAAAGAAAGUGAAACUGGUAACAGAAUGAUAGGAGAAAACUGUGCCUACUUAGUUAUUUAAUUAAAUGCUUGAGUGGUUUUGUGAGAUCAGUGCAACUAAUAUUUCUGUAUCUGGGUUCUUGGGUGUGUAUUUGUUUUUCAAUAAGGCUAAUGAAAUUUCACUCUAGUGGGGGUUAAUGUCAAGUCUUUGUGGUUGGCGGCUGUGCUUUCAGCACUACCACCAAAUCAAGUCACCAGUCCUAAAAGGUAAAGCUUUGAUAACAGCUCUUGUAUUUACUAAGGAUGAACUUGAAAAUGAGAUGCCUGUUCUAAUUAAAUAGGCCCCUGAGGGCAUAUAUGUGCUGCGCUUAGUUGCUCAGUUGAAUCCGACUCUGACCCCAUAGACUGCAGCCUGCCAGACUCCUGUGUCCAUGGGGAUUCUCCAGGCACGAAUACUAAGGUGGGUAGCCAUUCCCUUCUCUAGGGGACCUUCCCAACCCAGGGAUCAAACCCAGGUCUCCCAUAUUGCAGGCAGAUUCUUUACUGACUGAGCCACCAGGAAAGCCCAAGGGCAUAUAUAAUAAGCCUCUAUAAGCUGCAACCACACAUACAUUCACUCUUGCAGAGAAUAUUUGCCCUGGAGAAAAAGAAACAUACAAAGAUAGGCCAUUGGUCUUCCCUUGCCACAGCCGUGAGAGUAGCAAAAAAUAGAAUCACUUGCAUAGAAAUUCAAAAAUUCCCUUUAUGUACACACCUUUGUGUGUACAUAAAAUUAACUGAUGUCUGGUGGGUUGUUGUGGAAUUGGCUCCUGCAAUUAAUGAGAAAAAUAGCUUGCCAGAAUGUGAGCAUAUUAUCACUAAUAAAUGUGCUGUACAUUCAUUGGGGGUUUAAAUUAAAACAGGCCAGUGGCUUUUUUUCUCCUGCCAAUAGCAUGGCUAUGUGAAGCCAUUAGACUGAGAAGUAAAUUGCCAAAAAUUGCAUGCCAGAACUGCUUGGUACGUUAUAUGAAGUGUACAACGUGUUCUUGAUGUGUUAAGAAAUCACUGUCGGGGACACUGACACCCCAGAAGUCAUCCACAGUUGCUUUGAAACCAGUGAUGGCUCAAGUGAACAGAGCAGGGUGUGUGCUAACUGGUGGGGAUGAAUUGCAAAGAGAAAAAGACUGUCCCACACUCAGAUCUGAUGGUUUUGUAGAUACCGAUAACCGAUGAUGAAUUUCAAAUAAGAACAGACAUCUUUAAUGUCACUUCUGCUGUGAGCAUAAGAGCAGGAAGAAAAGGUGCCCAAGUCCAAAUGUCCCAGGAGACAAGCCAGUGGCACUGGUGAUCAGUGAUAUUCAAGAACAUGAUCACAGGCAUGAUUUCAUUCCCUAAAGCAACUGAGUCACUACAUCUGUUAACCACAAAGAACACAUCAGGAUUUAAUCCUAUGUUAAGCAGAAAGUAAAACCAGGGUCUUGCAGAUAUGACUAGAGUUCUGUGGUGUCCCUUGCUUAGCUUCACAGACAUUUCAGAGCCCCUCUGAGGACUGAUUUGUAAUCCAGGCUCUGUCACCUGCUAGCUUUGUAAUCUUUGGCAAGACCAGUGGGUUCCUCAUCUGUUAAAAUCAGGAGACUGAAUCGGGAUUUCUAAAUUCAGGACUAUAAUUUCAGGUUUUGUGGUUUGCAGGCACUGGAAUGGUAAUCGAAACCUUUCUAAACUAAACACUAAAGAUGACUUAACAGAGAAGGACACUCCAUUCUUCAGAAACUCCAUAUCAGAGGAUUCUGCAUAUACUUGAGUGUACACAUUCAGAAACCCUUUUUUUGGAAAGCACCCAACAUUUUUGAUAACUGUACAUACUAAUUUAUUAAUAGUUUAAACUGUGUUAGCAUGCCAAAUAAAGUCAGAUUAUUCACAUC
Molecule: messenger RNA, 2860 nt
Organism: Cervus elaphus (red deer)
Lineage: Eukaryota; Metazoa; Chordata; Mammalia; Artiodactyla; Cervidae
Gene: DPH3
Product: diphthamide biosynthesis 3
Exons: 3
Coding region: 25-273 (82 amino acids)
Biological process (GO): protein histidyl modification to diphthamide
Molecular function (GO): metal ion binding
Source: RefSeq, a predicted model, not a curated record